AUGGUUCCCAUCCUGCUCAUCAUUUCAAUCUGCUUACCAGUAUUGUCCCUUGCAGUCUUCGUGUACUACAAGAAAUCUGAUUAUGCUUCGAAUCCCAACCUUCCACCUGGUAAGAUGGGGUUGCCGUUGAUCGGUGAAAGCAUCGAGUACCUCUUAACAGGUCGAAGGGGUCAUCCCGAGAAGUUCUUAAACGAUAGAAUGGCCAAAUACUCUUCCCAACUCUUCAAAACUUCGAUAUUCGGAGAACCGAUGGCUGUCGUUUGCGGUGCUGCUGGUAACAAAUUCUUAUUCUCCAACGAAAACAAGCUUGUCCAGUCGUGGUGGCCGGAUUCAGUCAACAAGAUUUUCCCUUCUUCGACGCAAACGAGUUCGAAAGAAGAAUCGAUAAAGAUGAGGAAAAUGCUGCCUAAUUUCCUCAAACCCGACGCAUUGCAAAGAUACAUAGGGAUGAUGGAUAUGAUUGCUCAAAGACACUUUGAAUCCAGUUGGGAUGGCAAAAGAGAAAUAACAGUUUUCCCGCUAGCAAAAAGAUUCACCUUUUGGGUAGCUUGCAAAGUGUUUUUAAGCAUAGAAGAUCCAGACCAUGUUGCUAAAUUUGCUGACCCUUUCAAUGCUAUGGCCGCCGGAAUCAUUUCCGUCCCCAUAAACUUGCCCGGAACGCCUUUCCGUCGAGCUAUCAAUGCUGCGGAAACGAUCAGGAAGGAGUUGAUGGCGAUCAUCAAGGAGAGAAAAAUUGAUCUUGCGGACAAAAAAGCAACCCCAAAUCAAGAUAUUUUGUCUCACAUGUUGCUUGCCACCGAUGAGAAUGGGCAGUAUUUGAAUGAACUGAACAUUGCUGAUAGGAUACUGGGUUUGUUGAUCGGCGGUCACGAUACUGCCAGUGCCGCCAUUACUUUCGUCGUCAAGUAUCUUGCUGAGCUUCCUAAUAUCUACAAUGAGGUUUAUAAAGAACAAAUAGAGAUUGCAAGAACAAAAAAGGAAGGGGAACUACUAAACUGGGAAGACCUUCAGAAGAUGAAAUAUUCAUGGAACGUAGCCUGUGAAGUGAUGAGGGUGGCGCCGCCACUUCAGGGUGCUUUUAGAGAGGCCAUCACUGACUUCACUUUCGCUGGUUUCUCCAUUCCCAAAGGCUGGAAGUUGCAUUGGAAUGUGAAUUCUACCCACACAAACCCCGAGUGUUUCCCUGAGCCAGAGAAGUUCGACCCCGGAAGAUUCGAAGACAAGGGACCAGCUCCUUACACGUUCGUUCCGUUCGGAGGAGGUCCGAGAAUGUGUCCCGGCAAAGAGUAUGCUCGUCUCGAAAUACUGGUGUUCAUGCAUAAUGUAAUCAAAAGGUUUAAGUGGGAGAAGGUUAUUUCCAAUGAGAAAAUGAUUGUGGAUCCAUUGCCAAUGCCAGCUAAAGGACUCCCCAUUCGUCUCCUUCCUCAUUAAUCCUCCACAUU
Molecule: messenger RNA, 1442 nt
Organism: Hibiscus syriacus
Lineage: Eukaryota; Viridiplantae; Streptophyta; Magnoliopsida; Malvales; Malvaceae
Product: beta-amyrin 28-monooxygenase-like
Exons: 3
Coding region: 1-1431 (476 amino acids)
Biological process (GO): sterol metabolic process
Molecular function (GO): monooxygenase activity; iron ion binding; heme binding
Source: RefSeq, a predicted model, not a curated record